AUGGCUCAGGACAUGACAGAAAAGGAUCUGCUAAAGCUGGAGGUGGAACAGCUAAAAAAGGAGGUUAAAACAGAGAGAACACUGGUCUCCAAAUCUGCAUCAGAAAUGAAAUCAUAUGUUGAGUCAUUAGCAACGGAUGAUCCAUUGUUGAAAGGGGUUCCUGAAGAUAAAAACCCAUUUAAGGAGAAAGGGGGCUGUUCUGUAUCCUGA
Molecule: messenger RNA, 210 nt
Organism: Bombina bombina (fire-bellied toad)
Lineage: Eukaryota; Metazoa; Chordata; Amphibia; Anura; Bombinatoridae
Gene: GNGT2
Product: G protein subunit gamma transducin 2
Exons: 2
Coding region: 1-210 (69 amino acids)
Biological process (GO): G protein-coupled receptor signaling pathway
Cellular component (GO): heterotrimeric G-protein complex
Molecular function (GO): G-protein beta-subunit binding
Source: RefSeq, a predicted model, not a curated record